AAUUAUUUAUUUGCCAUAGAGGAUGCUAAAUUAUUUAUUUUCUUUUUCAACUGAAUUGAAUGCACUGAAAUAAAUUCUGCUUAAUAAAGGAGAGUUUUAAGUUUAACAUCUAUGCGUAUUAGGGUUAAGGCUUAUAAGGUUAAUAAUUAGAAAACAGAAAAAGUAUAUUUUCUUGCCUUAAACAGCUGUUUUCACACCUGUUUACAUACUGAAGACAUAGUACAUUUCGUCACGACUUUCCACAAUAGUUUUAUUGUCAUCAUUAAUGGCUAAACGUAAGUAAGUACUACGUAUACUUAACUCGUGAACCGCGUUAAAUGUGGAGUGUUUAGUUUUGACUGAUAGUGAUAACUGUGGAAUUCAGAAUGGGCUGUAGAAAUGCCUUAGCUAUUGUAAUAGUUGGGAUAAUUGUUGAUUAUUCAGUUGAAUGUGGGAGGGUAAAACGAGUGAUUGGAGCUGAAGUGGUUGAAUGCGGAAUACAGCCACGUGCAGUCUCUCUACAAAAUGCAUCGUCCAGUCAACACCUAUGCGGGGGAACUAUAAUCUCGCCAUAUUACGCGCUGACAGCCGCCCACUGCGUGCAAUCGAAUGAGGAUCAAUAUGUUCUGCAGCUGAACAACUACUGCGUUCCUGAGGGAGCGAAGUUUCCAACUGCCACCGUUAAAAAGAUUAUUAAGCACGAAAAGUUUGACCCCGUCACGAAAGCACAUGAUAUAGCUCUCUUACGGAUCACCCUGCACCUUUGCGAUAAGAGCUGGCUAAAAGAGCAAAUACUACCAAAAUCAUCGUUUGGACUUUCAGGUGAAUGUACAAUAUAUGGCUACGGCUUCCAAGAUCUCGAGACAAAGGAAACAUCAACGGAAUUGCUGGCUGGCAAGUUGGAAAUAGUGUCAUUGGACGAAUGCAGGCGGGAGCUGGGCCCGUACGUCGCACCUGACUAUGACAGCGGGAUGAUAUGCGCUGUUGGCGAGGGCGUCGACGCCUGCCAGGGAGACUCGGGUAGUCCUCUAAUCUGCUCUCGUGGUAAACUAGAAGGCAUCAGCAGUUACGGCAUGAGCUGUGCAGUACCCGGCCUGCCCGGCGUUUAUACCAGUGUCGCGGCGCAUCUGAACUGGAUCCGAGAAAAUAUGAAAUAUUAUGCGCCGUAAUAAAUAUUUAGGAAUAAGAUUAA
This is a messenger RNA of Trichoplusia ni (cabbage looper), 1171 nucleotides long. Its product is annotated as trypsin-1-like. Gene Ontology annotation, biological process: proteolysis. Lineage: Eukaryota; Metazoa; Arthropoda; Insecta; Lepidoptera; Noctuidae. The coding region runs from base 366 to 1148 and encodes 260 amino acids. The record is from RefSeq and is a predicted model, not a curated record. The transcript has 5 exons. Gene Ontology annotation, molecular function: serine-type endopeptidase activity.